CGGUGAGCAUUCCGCGUCCCAACUGGUGUCUAGUGAUCUGGCCAGACCAGCCUGGGAGCUCCGCAACAGAUUGGACUUAGCUGUAUGUCUCCCCACAGCGCUGAGCCCGACGCAGGGAGAGCCUUCCAACCUAAGAUGGGGGUCCCUCGAAGGCCAGGGGACGCCGCAGAACUGCGCAAGACUCUGAAGCCUCUAAUGGAGAAACGCCGACGAGCGCGCAUCAACGAGAGCCUUACCCAGCUCAAGGGUCUCAUCUUACCACUCAUCGGCAAGGAUAGUUCCCGCUACUCGAAGCUGGAGAAGGCAGAUAUCCUAGAAAUGACAGUGCGCUUCCUUCAGGAGCUGCCGACGUCCCACUGCCAUGCGGCUCCCACCUUAGCAGACAGCUACAGAGAAGGAUACCGGGCCUGUCUCAGCCGUCUGACCCGGGUCCUGCCCACCUGCAGCCUCCUUGAUGGCGAGGUAUGCAGCCGACUCCUCGAGCACCUGCACCGAAGCGCCUCCGGCCAGUACCCUCUCGGGCUCCCGGACUCCCGUAGCAGCCCCAAAGACUUGAGCUCUGAGUCCCCAAAUAGAAUGCGGUUGGCUUCCUCUCCUCGGGAAUCUGGCUGUCCUCCUGGCCCCCCACCUUCUGGACUCUGGCGCCCCUGGUAGCCCCCUUAGAGGUGAGGGGGACCUCUUUCGGACCUAUAUUUAUUUGGAAUCACAGGGAUAGAAGAAAAUUGGACAGAAAAUCUAUGGGGUGAAUGGGGUUCCUAGGGCCAGGUGCCCUAUCUAUUUUUUAGGCCCCAACUCCAUCUUCCAGCCUUCUCGCUAUCACUGCACUUUGUAGCUUUUAGUUUCUUCACAGAGGAAACCAAAAGGCUUUUUUUUUUCUUUCCCCAAUGGGUUUUGUUUUGUUAAACGUCCCCUCCCCCAGUAAAGCCUUUUGCAGAAGUGCUGGGCCCUCAAGGUCACUCUGCUGAUUGGGGAGGAGGGGACAAGGGCCCAGUGCACAAAAGAGGGAGAUUCUGCCUUGAGCUUGGACACGUUGGCUUCUCCUGGUCCUCAGAAUGAGCGUCAGUUCCAUUGGAGGCAGAAGAUCUACCAGUCCCUGGGACGGGGACUUUGCUGUUGGGUACCCCUCUUCUAAAGAAGUGGCUGGGGAUGUUGGCAACACUGAGCUGCCUGAGGCAGGUUGCAGGCUGACCUCCUCCUACCCUGGCCCCCAGCACCAGAAC
Vombatus ursinus (common wombat) is the source of this 1220-nucleotide messenger RNA. RefSeq names its product hes family bHLH transcription factor 2 (gene HES2). Gene Ontology annotation, biological process: regulation of transcription by RNA polymerase II; regulation of neurogenesis; anterior/posterior pattern specification. Gene Ontology annotation, cellular component: nucleus. Lineage: Eukaryota; Metazoa; Chordata; Mammalia; Diprotodontia; Vombatidae. The transcript has 4 exons. The coding region runs from base 85 to 654 and encodes 189 amino acids. The record is from RefSeq and is a predicted model, not a curated record. Gene Ontology annotation, molecular function: RNA polymerase II cis-regulatory region sequence-specific DNA binding; DNA-binding transcription factor activity, RNA polymerase II-specific; protein dimerization activity.